Messenger RNA from Ochlerotatus camptorhynchus, 2918 nucleotides. RefSeq names its product senseless-2 (gene sens-2). Lineage: Eukaryota; Metazoa; Arthropoda; Insecta; Diptera; Culicidae. The record is from RefSeq and is a predicted model, not a curated record. The coding region runs from base 469 to 2178 and encodes 569 amino acids. Gene Ontology annotation, biological process: regulation of gene expression. The transcript has 8 exons. Gene Ontology annotation, cellular component: nucleus.
AUUGAAUUUAUCAAGUGCCAUAUGGGUAGAGUCGCGCGGUUGGUUGAAUGAAUUGGAAAUGGAAGCAAGCAAACAGUAUCACUGCUAACUCCGCUAGAGGCGUACACAUUCAAGAUAGCAGGAGAGCUUUGUUCAGGGUUUGAUUCUGUCGCGACGUUCCAGGCAGUCAAGAAGUGGUGCUUUGAGGCGGCGGUUCGCGAUUUUUUUCCAGUCCUAUGUGUGUUUGCUCGCUCGGAUCGCAGUUUGCGUCGAUGGGGACGGAGAUUUGUGCAACCGGGAGUAACUUUGUGAUUUAAUGUGAUUUCAGCAUUUAACGGGGUCACAGGUGUGUGUGCGCUCGCGUAAUUAACGUCGCGGUUCGUUGGGUUAUCGUUGGGAAAUGAAUUAAAUCGAAGGGAAAUUUUACGAGUUUUUGUUUAGAAACCAAAGAUUGGUUGAACCUUGAAAAGGACUUUAGGGAUAAUCGGGAUGAUGGAAGUGAGCGAAGUUCCUCAGCAGCAACAGCUACAACAGCAGCAGCAGCAGCAUAAUCAGUCGCAGCUGCCGUUGGAUUUUAGUGUAACAAUGGUGAACAUCAAGUUGAACAAUCUGAAUGUGAAUUUGAACACAAACAACAAUAGCAUCAGUAUACUGAAUAAUAAUAAUAAUAAUAAUAAUAGUAAUAGUACUAAUGGCGCCAGUGGUCAGCACCCAGGCAUCGGUGGAUCACUGAAUGGUGCUAGUGGAAUAAAUAGUCAUCAGGAUGCGAUGAGUUCCUUGCUGGCGGUGCACCAGCAUCAUCAAAGUGGUGGUGGGAAUGGUAGUGGUAGCAAUGGAGGCAGCAGCACAGCUGCUCUUACAAGUGCAUUCAAGGUGGUGAUGCCACGGGGGAAAGCCGACGUUACCGCGAACGGUCUAUCGCCUCUGCUGAUCAACAACGAAUUAUUGGUAAAUCACUACCGAAGGUUACUACAUCCGGCGGCAGUUCCUCGGCUUCCCAAUGGCAGCAAUUCCACCUCCAGCUACGAUGACGCAAUGGACGCGCACAAAAUCAAUCGAGAUGAAAUCAAAUUCGGCAUCAGCCGGCUGGUCAAGAACGAAUCGGAAGACGAGGACAAUAACAACGUGUACCACCAGCCGGGUCACGGGCCGAACGGGUAUGAUUCGAGUAGUUUGAGCGUGCGGUCACGAUCCCGCAGCCGGUCCAGGUCCCGGGAUCGAUCCACACGAUCACGAUCGUCUUCGAUAGAGCUGGAAGUGGAUUCGCCUCCUCCUCCGCCACGAAUUAGCCUAUCUCCGACGACGGAGAUUGCACCCAUACCGAAAAACUCGGAAGCCUUCUCCGUUUCGGCCUUACUGAAGCGUGAAGACGAGCCCAAGUCCAAGUCGCCUUUGUCGAACAGUUCGUUCGAAUGUGUGAGACCAAACUACUCCCAGUUCUACGAACAAAGCCUUCUGAACCGACCACUGUUUCAUCCGUUUCCGUUCUUUGCUAUGCUUCAGCAGCAAGGUCACCAGUUGAAUCCAGCCUUAAGCAAUCUUUCCCGCAGUUAUCACCCCUCGACGCCGGAAGAUCUGCUUCGGUUACGGCACUUUAUGGCUCAAAAUGCAGUGGCAGCGGGUGCAGUCGUGGCCGGUGGAGUCGGCAGCGGAGCCAACGGACCUUCCGGAGCUCACCUGGACUUUAACCACCCGCAUCAUCCACACCAUCUGCUGAUGCGUCCAGAAGUGCACGCACGGAGAUCGCACAACGGCAAACGGCCGUACGCCUGCGAGAUGUGCAACAAGACGUUCGGCCACGAGAUUAGUUUAAGUCAACACAGAGCUGUGCAUAGUGUAGAGAAAAUUUUCGAAUGCAAGCAGUGCGGGAAGGCAUUCAAGCGGUCCAGCACGCUGUCGACGCACCUGCUGAUCCACAGCGAUACCCGGCCGUAUCCUUGCGGGUUCUGCGGGAAGCGGUUUCACCAGAAGAGCGACAUGAAGAAGCACACCUACAUCCAUACCGGUGAAAAGCCCCACAAAUGCCAGGUAUGCGGCAAAGCCUUCAGCCAAAGUUCGAAUCUGAUAACACACUCGCGGAAGCACACCGGCUACAAACCGUUCCAGUGCGAGCUCUGCCACAAGGCAUUCCAGCGCAAGGUGGACCUCCGGCGGCACAAGGAAACCCAACACACGGAAAUGCGACCGAUGGUCAACUAACCAAAGGCCCUUCCGGAAUUCACCAUAUGCUCUCCACCGUCGUCGACGUCGUCCUCGUCGCUCGUCGUCGGAGCAGCCACCGGUCUACCACAGAUUUCCGCUGUGAGUUCCCUCGUUGAUGGCAGCCGGGGCAGCAGUAGUGGUGGUGGUGGUGGCAUGGGAUCCGGUAGUAUCGAUGCUGGCAGUUUUCUUCUGCCAACAUCCCUGACCACCGAUGGUGAAUUCAUUGUGAUUGACUGAUUACAACGAGCUACAGAAUCCAUGAGAUCGUAGGACAGCUUAGGACAAAAUCAAAAAUUAAGAAGAACUUGUUUUAUAGAUGAAAAUAAUGAACCAAUCUUGCGUAGGUGUUAAAUGUGUAAAGUAUUGUACAUAGCUUAGAGAACAAAGUAGAUGAAUAUUUGAAAGUAUACUUUCUUUCUGUUGUGUCUUGUUUUUGGUUGUAAAACUUACCCUUAAGCCGUACUGUUCACUAUUAGCUAGGGAAAUCCAAUUAUCUCAAAUGCGAACCAAACUGUAGUCACAUCUUCAUCGUGGAACUGGAAUGUGUAAAAUUGUGAAUAAAUUCUAACAUUUCCUAUUCGUUUAGCACUGUAAAUAUAGUGAAACCAAACUCGACCAUGUUUGUGUAAACAUCAGUUGCGGUAAACCUAAGAAUCAUUGUAUCAAAAUCUCCGGGAAACAGACUACAUCGGAAAAUAAACCUUAAUGUGCAAUUUUCAUGAAGCCAAAGUAUAGAA